Messenger RNA from Telopea speciosissima, 3182 nucleotides. RefSeq lists its product as uncharacterized. Gene Ontology annotation, molecular function: ADP binding; ATP hydrolysis activity. The transcript has 2 exons. The record is from RefSeq and is a predicted model, not a curated record. The coding region runs from base 9 to 3044 and encodes 1011 amino acids. NCBI's taxonomy places the organism in Eukaryota, Viridiplantae, Streptophyta, Magnoliopsida, Proteales, Proteaceae. Gene Ontology annotation, biological process: signal transduction; recombinational repair.
CCUGCUUCAUGGAUGCAACUGCGGUACCACUACUACCAUCUGAAUCUUCUCAGGAAUUCUUCUUGGCACCGGAGGAAGACCUUUCUGCUUCUGGUGGACCAACUAAACCUCUGACCAUCAAGAUAGCAAGUUCCGGCGACGGUGAACCGGGUAACAAAUCUUCCCCUAUUUCUCCUACAGAUUUGCUUAUAACUCCACCCAAUCCCAUUAAGAAGAGCUCAAUUAAUGAAUCAUCACCAUAUGAUUCUCCUCUCAUCUCCCCACCCUCAUCUGCCUUCGUUUCGGCUCUGCAGUCGCCUUACAUAUCUCCAAGGGCUUUGGUCUCACCACCUCCAGAGAACCCGACGCCUCCCUUAACGCAUCCAUCUCCACCGUUCUCCUACUGUGGUUCCCUUUCUGAUGAUAUCCCCAGCACUUCCUACACACCCCCACCGGAAAGAUUCGAUUUUUCCGAUGGCCCAACUGACCAGAAGCUCAAGUUUGUGACCUCUGUUCCAGUUUCUGAACCGGCGGCACCCCCACGAAUCUCAUUCUCCUUCCCCGUACCCCGUAUUUCCUUUGCUAAAAGCUCUGUUUCUCCCUCCUCCAAUGCAAAACUACGGAGCUGUGAUGUUUACAUAGGCUUCCAUGGCCAUGAUUCUAAUCUCUCACGCUUCUGUAAGUGGCUUAAAUCAGAGCUUGAGCUCCAAGGAAUUGCUUCUUUUGUUGCUGACAGAGCCAAGUACUCUGAUACUCAGAGCCACGAGAUUGCUGAUAGAAUUAUUUGCUCUGCAACUUUUGGUGUUGUGAUUGUCACGGGUUCAAGCCUUCUCAAUCAUCUGACAAUCGAGGAGAUUAGAUUCUUUGCCCAGAAGAAGAACCUGAUCCCCUUGAUGUUUGAAACGGACCCUACAGAGAUCAUUGGCCUUCUCAAUCGCACUUGUGAUGCCAAGGACUGGAAAGAAGUAAUGGACAGCUUGAUGAAGUCCCAUGAAUACAAGCUGGAAGCCAAUGAGAGUAACUGGAGAAGCUGUAUAUCUACAGCUUCUGGAGUUUUAAGAACAAAGCUUGGGAGGAAGAGUAUCGCGGAGAAGGAGAUCCAAGGUUUUGAAGAGUUACCUUUCCCGAGAAACAGACAAUUUGUGGGAAGAGAGAAGGAGCUGAUGGACAUCGAGGCUGCUUUCUUUGGAUGUGGGGAUUGUGUUGAGCAUGAACCUUCUUCAGUCAAAGGAGGACCCGAGGGGAUUUUGGAAGGAUUCGGAGGGGAUGAGGAGACCGAAACUGUAAGAACCAGACGGGGGCGAUAUAUUAAUUUGGAGAUGAGAAAGUGUAGGGAGCCUACUUUAGAGGCUUGGAUUGAGCCAGGAAUUGGAAGAAGCCCCUCGUCAAAGAGGCCGAAACAGAAGAAAUCAAGGGGCGGGAACAACAAGAGUCUCAGUAAUGUGAUGUGUAUAAAUGGGGUUUCAGGUGUGGGAAAGACCGAGCUUGCACUUGAAUUUGCUUACAGGUAUUCACAGAGAUACAAGAUGGUUCUAUGGAUAGGUGGAGAAUCUCGGUAUUUUAGGCAGAAUAUCUUGAACUUGUCCCUCAAUUUGGGGUUAGAUGUGAGUGCAGAACCAGAUAAAGAACGGGGGAGGAUCCGAAACUUUGAGGAGCAAGAGUUUGAUGCAUUCCAGAGAGUAAAGAGAGAGUUGUUUAGGGACAUGCCAUACUUGCUGAUCAUUGAUAAUCUCGAGUCCGAGAACGAAUGGUGGGAAGGGAAGGAUCUACAUGACUUGAUACCCAGGCGGAACACUGGAGCAUCCCAUGUGAUUUUCACAACCCGGCUAUCUAAGGUGAUGAAUUUUGAUCCAUUGCAGCUUCAACCAUUGCCCUUGCCUGAUGCAAUGUUUUUGGUCAUAGGGAAGAGGAAGAAGGAUUACCCAACUAAUGAAGUAGAGUUUCUUGGCAAAUUCAUUGAGAGAUUGGGAAGGUCAAGCUAUGGACUCUGGUUAAUUGGGUCAAUGCUCUCCGAGCUUGCAAUUUCUCCAUCUGCUCUCUUUGAAGCUGUGGACCAAUUCUCUCUGGAUGAAGGUUCUUCAUGUUCAUUAUCCGCCGCAGGGGAUGAGGAGCAAUUCUAUAAAAAUAAUCCUUUCCUGAUGAAAAUUCUGGCAUUUUGCUUGGCUGUCUUAGACGAAACCAAUGGGGAAAAGAACCUCCUUGCCUCAAGAAUGCUCCUUGCUGGUGCUUGGUUUGCCCCAGCUCCUAUUUCAGUAAACCUACUUGCCGCUGCAGCCAAGAAGAUACCUGUCACUGGAAACGGGUUCCAGCAGUGGAAAAGACGUCUCAGAUUGGGAUUCUGUUGCUUGUGUAGCUGCUGCUGUUUGGUGCCUCGAACUCGAAGGAGUGAAGCGGAUUCAGCUCUUCUUUUGGUGAAACUAGGCCUAGCGAGAAGAACAAAUAGACAGCCUGGUUGUUGGAUCCAGUUCCACCCAAUCACCCAAAUCUUUGCAAGAAGGAAAGGAGGCAUACCUGCUGCCAAGGCCACAGUUCAAGGUGUAAGAAAGAUUGGGAAUCCAGUGCUGCACUCUGACAACCUUUGGGCAUCUGCAUUUCUGGUGUUUGGAUUCAAAUCUGAGCCCCCGCUAGUCCAAUUGAAAGCAACGGAUAUGGUUCUAUUCAUCAAGAAGACAGCUCUUCCUUUAGCAAUCCGGACUUUUAUGAUGUUCUCACGGUGCAACUCUGCAUUGGAGCUUCUGAAGGUCUGUACAAACGUCCUUGAAGAGGUCGAGAAGUCCUUUGUGUCUCAGAUACAGGACCGGUGCCAUGGUUCGUUUUUUCUGAAAAAAUUACAGUCUAACCAGAAGGUUGAUGAGUAUGUUUGGCAGGAUGUGACGUUAUUGAAGGCUACAUUGCUUGAAACCAGAGCUAAAUUGCUGUUGAGAGGUGGGCAUUUUUAUAGUGGUGAAGAGCUCUGCAGGACUUGUAUUAGUAUCAGGACUGUGAUGCUUGGCCACAAUCAUGCCCAAACCUUGGCCGCUCAGGAAACUCUGGCCAGCUUGGUAAGGUCGAGGAGUAAGAUGUGAAAUUCUCUUUCUAAUUAAGAAGGGGUUUAUUUUGGUGUAGGUAAAAUCUUCACUUAUGCGGGGUUUCUUCAUUUUGUCUACCUUGCACUUGCAAUCAAAAUAUUUAGCUAUUGGAAGCAUUUCCAUCAUCUUCUUCAG